Messenger RNA from Paramisgurnus dabryanus, 9611 nucleotides. RefSeq names its product tenascin R (restrictin, janusin) (gene tnr). NCBI's taxonomy places the organism in Eukaryota, Metazoa, Chordata, Actinopteri, Cypriniformes, Cobitidae. The record is from RefSeq and is a predicted model, not a curated record. Gene Ontology annotation, molecular function: protein binding.
AGAGAGAGAGUUAGAGCUGAAGCAAGGUGCACACGUUGCUCAGCUUUCUCAUUGCAGCCGCGACAGGCAGUCAGAGAGGAGCUCCGAUCUAACCAGCAGCAACAAUAGACUUCAGAAUACACAGCGAGCGCCAUCAAUAGACCUUCGCCAGAAACGUUGCGAGUGAGAGGAAGCCGCUUAAGGACCAGAGAGAGGCAGAAAAGUGAAGAUUUAAAGACACUGAGCAAUUACAACAGAGCCCGGGUUUCUAAAUUGGGAGGACACCACUAGGGACUUUGCAAAACAUCAGAGGGUGGCUGCUUCUCCUUCUGUGUGGUGAGACAGGACGAGCAUCAACACUGGCACUUAAGUGUCGAUCAGAGGUCUUCUUGAGGAGUUGAUGAUCUGGCACUAUUGCCUCAGCUGUGAUGUGGGGGCUCGACAUGGCGAUGCAAGGGUCAAUGCUGAGCCUGGCUCUGCUGUUCUUUGGUGUUCAAGCUGUUCCUAACCCCACCAGCAAACUUGUAAAGACCACGAGGGUGAGACGACAGCUUCCAGAUGACCCUAGCAACCAGACCCAGUCCAUGAUCUUCAAUCAUGUAUACAACAUCAAUGUACCGCUUGAGUCACUGUGCUCCAUAGACCUGGACACGAUACCAGGCCCAGGGAACAAAGGUAACGGCGAGGGUGACAAGUUUCCAACGGAGUAUACAGAAGAGACUGUGGAUUCGGAAAGCCAGGUGACCUUUACUCACCGCAUCAACAUCCCGAAGCAAGCCUGCGGUUGUCCCACCAUCACUGCAAUACAACAGCUGGCCAACCGUAUAGAGAUGCUGGAGCGUGAGGUGUCGGUGCUUCGGGCGCAUUGUAGCUCCGGGUGUUGUGGCGAGAGCUCUGUCAUGGGUCACUUGGACUUUGUCCCUCAGUGUGGCGGCCAUGGCACCUUCAGCAUGGAGAUCUGUGGAUGCGUGUGUGAAGAAGGAUGGACGGGCAAGAACUGCUCUGAACCACGCUGCCCAGAUGAUUGCUCCGGCCAGGGCAUCUGCAUCGAGGGCGAGUGUGUGUGCGACCGUAACUUCGCCGGUGAGAACUGUUCAGAACCCAGAUGCCCAAGCGACUGCUCCGACAGGGGUUUGUGCAUCGAUGGCGAGUGCGUUUGUGAAGAAGCCUAUGCUGGUGAGGACUGCUCACAGGGCAGGUGUCUGAACGACUGCUCCGAUCAGGGAACCUGCGUGAACGGAAGCUGUCAUUGCCGUCCGGGCUUCCUAGGAGAGGACUGUUCUCUCAUCUUCUGUGCCAAUAACUGCAGCCAGAAAGGGGUGUGCAAGGACGGCUUCUGCGCCUGUCAAGAGGGAUAUACGGGGGAUGACUGUGCUUCAGUGUCACCUCCUAUACAUCUACGAGUUCAAGGGGUGUCCGAGCAUACUGUUGAUCUGGAAUGGGAGGGGUCUAUGAUCCUGACAGACUUUCUCAUCACUUAUGCCCCCACAACCCCUGGUGGAGUCCAACUGGAGAUCAGAGUACCUGGAAACGUUACCAACACCACCAUCAAAGGUUUGGAGCCAGGACUGGAGUACAACAUCAACGUGUACGCCGUCAUCGACAACAUCAUCAGUGCACCUAUGAACACCUUAGUAUCCACCUAUCUCUCGAAUCCAGACGGUUUACUCUUCAAAUCAAUCAUGGAGACAUCCGUGGAGGUUCAGUGGCAACCUUUAGACUACUUGUUUGAUGGCUGGGAAAUAAGCUUCAUUCCCAAGGACAAUGAUGGAGGGAUGACGGCACAGCUACCCAGCACCAUCACAUCCUUCCACCAAACAGGGCUGAAGCCUGGGGAGGAAUACACUGUCAACCUGGUGGCACUGAAAGACCAGGGCAGGAGUCAGCCGGUUACUACAACUUUUGUCACACUAAUUGAUGGGCCAACCCAGCUUAUCGUACGAGACGUCUCAGACACAGUCGCGUUCGUGGAGUGGACCUCACCCAAAGCUAAAGUGGACAAGAUCAUACUGCGAUACGGGCUGUUGGGUGUAGAUGGACCAAAAACCACCUUUCGUCUGCCGUCGACUUUAAGCCAGUACUCACUGCAAGUCCUGAGGCCUGGAUCGACAUAUGAAGUAUCGGUCAGUGGAAUCCGAAAUGGCAAUGAAAGCGAAGCCAUUUUCACAGCAUUUACUACAGAAAUCGAUGCACCAAAGAACGUGCGAGUGUUGUCGAAAACAUCCACAAGCUUGGACCUGGAAUGGGACAAUAGUGAAGCAGAUGUAGAAAGCUACAGUGUGGUUUACAGCACACUAGCUGGAGAUCAGUACGACAAGGUCUUCGUCCCGCGCAAUGACGGUUACACCACCAAGACCACCCUCACUGAUUUACUGCCUGGCACAGAAUAUGGCAUUGGAAUUUCAGCUGUACUUGGUGCCAACCAAAGCACACCAGCAACAAUGAAUGCAAGAACAGAUCUGGAUGUCCCCUUGGAUUUGACGGUCACAGCCUCCACAGACAACACCAUCACCCUGUUGUGGGGCACGGUGCAGGGGCCUAUCGACCAUUAUAGGGUGACCUACACCUCCUCUGCUGGAGUUACGACCGAGCUUACGGUACCCAAGGACAUCACCUUCACCACACUGACAGGUCUGGAGCCGGCCACCGAAUAUACCAUCACGGUUGCAGCACAGAGAGGCAGACAGCAAAGUGCAGCCGCCACAAUUGAUGCCUUCACAGGCUUUCGCCCUAUCACACAGCUGUAUUUCUCUGAUGUCACAUCUGAUUCAUUGACUGUGGCUUGGAGUGCACCAGCCCCGCCUGCUGAUGCAUUCAUCUUGAACUACAGUGUCCAGGACUCGAGUGAUGAUUCUGAGAUCGCUCUAGACGGCUCCAAAACAAAAAUCGCCCUCACUGGUCUUCUGCCCUCCAGGCGCUAUACCGUUUCCUUGGUAACCAUGCACGGCAAUGUGUCCUCAGAACCGGUUAUAGGUCCAGUCACAACAGGAAUGGACCCUCCAAGAGACUUGAGUGUGUUGUAUAUCACAGAGGAGUCUGCGACCAUAUCAUGGAUUCAACCGCUCGCACCUUUUGACUACUACAAAAUGGCUUACCAAUCACCAAAAGGUAGGGUAGACAAUGUGAUCUUUGACAGCGAUGUCACCAACUACACCCUGACCAACCUCCAUCCGGCCACCGAGUAUGAGAUCAAGCUAAAUGCAGUGAAAGGAAGCCAAGAAAGCAAGAUCAUCACCACGACUGUCUUCACAGCUAUGGACAUGCCUGCGGAGCUGACUGCAUUGAAUGUCACACCUCAGGGGGCUCUGCUGCGCUGGAACCCUCCGGUCUCAAGUGUUGAUAACUAUGUGCUCACCCUCACCAGGAACCAGGUUACUGCAGACACCUUCUUGGUGGAGGGUAACAAGCAGGAGUAUCAGCUGAGUCAGCUCAUCCCCAGCACCCCAUACUCAGUGGCCCUCUAUGCCACUAAAGGCCCUCUCACUAGUGGCACCGUCAUCGCCAACUUUGUCACACCUAUGGACGCACCCCAUAACCUUACUGCCAGUGAGAUCAACCAUCGAAGUGCCCUCAUAUCUUGGCAACCGCCCAUCGCUGAGAUCGACAACUACAUGCUGACAUACAAAGCUGCAGACGGCGGUCGAAAGGAGCUGAUCUUUGAUUCAGAGGAUACAUGGAUUCGUCUUGAGGGGCUGGCAGAGACCACCGAAUAUACCGUGAGACUGCAAGCCGCCAGAGGAUUAGAGACCAGCGCCAUUGUCUCCACCACUUUCACGACAGGAAACCGAUUGUUUCCCACGCCACAGAACUGUGCACAGCACCUGCUAAAUGGAGAGACCCUGAGUGGGAUCUACAGCAUCUACAUCAACAGAGACCUCAGUCAAGGUGUGCAGGUUUACUGCGACAUGACCACCGACGGAGGAGGCUGGAUAGUGUUCCAGCGACGUCAGAACGGCUUGACUGAUUUCUCCAGGAAGUGGAGUGACUACAAGAUUGGCUUUGGCAACCUGGAGGAUGAGUUCUGGCUCGGCCUGGACAACAUUCAGAGGAUCGCAGCUCAAGGACGUUACGAGCUCCGCAUCGACAUGAAAGACGGCCAGGAGUCUGUAUACGCCAACUACGACAGGUUUUCCAUCGGAGACUCCAAGAGCCUCUAUAAACUAAGGAUUGGAGAAUACAAUGGCACAGCAGGUGACUCUCUGAGCUACCAUCAGAGCAGACCUUUCUCUACCCAGGAUAAGGACAAUGACGUUGCUGUCACCAACUGUGCUCUGUCCUACAAGGGAGCCUGGUGGUAUAAAAACUGCCAUCGGGCUAACCUUAAUGGCAAAUAUGGAGAGUCCAGACAUAGUCAGGGUAUUAACUGGUAUCACUGGAAAGGCCACGAGUUUUCCAUCCCGUUCGUGGAGAUGAAGAUGAGGCCGUUCAACUACCGCAGCAUCAGUGGCAAGAGGAGGAGAUCCACUCAUUAAUCCACUUUCCUGCUAGCUAUUACUGUUUUUACAUAGAUGAGGAGGACAUGAGGAGUUACCGUAACUUAUUUAAAUCUUUGAAUGACUAAAUCCCUUUGACGAAUGUCUGAUGUAAAUUCCUUGAGGUUUGAUGACUUUUUUGUGUAAUGCUGUUCUGGGAGAUUUUAAAGAUUAAGGGGAAGCUCGGUGUAGUUUAACACGUUUACCGUGUAAGGCCUGCGGAAAGAACCUCAUUGUUUUGUGAAGAGAACAUUUUAUGUCCUUAAGAUAAAAGUUUUGGGAAAAAAUAAUGGCCGUAAAAAUCAGAUGCUUCUAUUUUUAUAAGAAAUACCUUUAAAAAGGAACUGAAUAAUGAAUUAUCGAUUUUGGUUUGUGUGACGUAUUACACUUAUUAUUACAUUAUAUUUUGUUCGUACUGCACCCUGAGGCCAACGUUUAUUGACUUAAUAAUUUAAUUGCAUUAAGUUAUUCACAUUUACAGUCAUCCAUUUGUAAUUUCAAAGCAUCACAGAGGACUAAACGUCUACAUUGUUACUGUAUUAUGACAGGGUUUUCCAAAAAAAAAAAACGGCUAUAAUUAAAGUACUAUUACAGUAUUAUUAAAACCUCAGAAACCAAAGAUUUAUUAAAAUUCUGAGGUCGAAAUCAACGAUUGAGCAGAAAUAUUUUGCGUAUAUAAAGAUAUCUUUUAGAUAUCCCAUCGCUGCAAUAUUAAAUUAAUCCAGAUUUAAUUUCACAAUAAAUAAAUGGAAACCAGUGGGAAUAAUAACCAUGCUAAUAACUUUAAGUGCUUCAAGGACUCUUUCAGCUUUUUAAUCAAUUCCACACAUUACACACGUUUACAUCAUCCCACUUUAGAAAUGGUCUUGGGUCUGUCUGAAAGAAUGAUUCUCGUUUAUGCCUCAUGAGUGAUUUUAUACAUCAACUGACACGAGUGCAGUGAUAAGUAGGUAUGGAGAAUUCUCUACUUGCUUGUGAAGGUUGAAUAUGUUCUCAUUCCUGUAGACUUGAACGAACACAGAUGUGUGUCUGCAUCUUAUAAUUCGCUAUGUUACAAGCAAUUUAUAGUUUCAUUUUCAUAGACUAGUUUGUUUUACUAGACUGACUCACUAAGAGGCUGAUUAUACCUGGUAUUAAGAUGUGUUUUGGUCGAUUAAAUCACAAGUGAACAAUGCUGUAUACAAACUGUCAGGGGCGUCAUGCACCAAUUUUUUUUUUAAGGGGGCACAGUGUGCAAAGCUCACAGAAAUUUGUGCAUACACAGACAUCAAACGAAUUAUAUUAUAGAGCUUUCAGUCUUUUCCAUGGCACCUACAUUUCUAACAAUCUGAGCGCCCCUGCCUUCAUCCAAAAACCUCCAAAAUAAAAGCGUUGACUAACAUUUAUAUCAAAUACUAUUCAAUCGGAAUAAUGGCAAUAUUGGCAUCAUAUUUACAUCUGAAACGGCAUGUUUGGUUUAUUUAUGUUUUGUUUAGUGACUUGUUUAAUUGUGUCAUUAAUGCAUUUUGCACAACAACUGCAUUAUGUAAUUUUAAAUCCAUAUAUAAACAAUGAAAAUGACAUAAGCUAUAGCCACGUCAUUGAUUUUAAUGUUCAAUAAUGAUUUAAAAAAAUAUGUUUUAGAUAAAAAUUUUAGAGGAACGGAUUUUUGCAUUACAUUUGACCUCAUAUGUGAGCAUGUGUGAUUCCGCGCCCCGUGAACUCUGGCGAACUUUGGCGUUGGGCCAAGAAGAUGAAUCUAGAAAUCUCUAAUAAUAUAACGCAGAGACGGUCACAUUUAAACCAUACAUUUUCUACAUAGAGUAGGUUAACUGCACAUUACCGUACUGGGGUUUGGAAAUGUUGUGAGCGUUCCUUACACGUUUGAAUUCCUCAGAUAGCCAAAUGCAGCAGCAUCAGCAAAGAGCCUGUGAGCGCGCUCAGACGCUAAUGACGUCUGCGGCUGCGCUCUGACUGCAGCGCCUGCCGCCAGUAUAAAGUAAUGUAACACGAUCAAAACGCAAAAAUCUCUGAAAAGUGACAAGGAUGCAGCACAGAAUUAAUAAUAUUGUGCAUUUUAAACAGAUUAAAAGAAAGUAACAGAUUAAUGGACGCUUCUUUGAUUUUAAGGUUGUAUGCAAAAUCCAUUUGGCUAAAAAAACUGAAGGGGCACAAUAUGUGCAUGACGCGUCUGCACACUGUAAAAAAUGUGGUCAAAUCAACAAAUUAAGUUAAACAAUUUUAACUUGUUUUUAUAGUAAGUCAAAACUUAAAAAAGUAGGUUGAGUUGACUUGCAAAACCAAGUUGUUUUAACUGUUUUACAGUGCACGUGUAAAAGGGUUGUAAAACAUUUUUAGCUUGUCCCCUUAUAGUCGAAUGUGUUCGAGCAGCCACAAAAGACUUACUCUCUGCUUAUUGAGCUAAUGUGACGUACCGAGCACAAUUUUUACCAUCGGCUCUGACUUCUAGCGCGAACCCACAGUGUUUUGUGCGACCUUUAUCAUUGAUUAAACUAAAGCGCUUGCUCUCCGCUUCUUUCAGUUUAGUUUUAUUUUGCGAGCUGUGAAAGUUGCAUGUGCUUAUUUCAAGCCCUUACAUAUACAUACAGUAACAUUGUGCAGCAUGUUUACUGAAGACAGGUAGAGGUAAUCUCAGAUGUACAAAUAUUAGUAUGUGUCAAUUAAAAACCCAUAAUUUCUCCCCUUGUGUUUUAACCACUCUGCCAGACCAUCCACUGCAAAAACUUUCUUACUUAGUAUUUUUGUCUUGUUUUCAGUAAAAAUAUCUAAAAAUUCUUAAAUUAAGAUGUAUUUUCUUAAUGAGCAAAAUAGGAAAAUAAGUCUAGAAAAAAAUAUACAAUUUAAGCGAAGUUGUGCUUAAAACAAGCAAAAAAAUCUACCAAUGGAAUAAGAAAGAUUUUAUUGAAUUAAGUGUAAAAAAGUAAACUUAUUUCAAGAAAAUUUUUUGCUUGUUUUAAGCCCUAGUUUACUUCAAUGUUUUUUUUUUUUUGUCUAAAAACUAGACUUAUAUUCCUAGGUAAUUUUGCUCAUCAAGAAAAUACAUCUUAAUUUAAGAAUUUUACGAUAUUUUUACAGAAAACAAGACAAAAAUAUACUAAGUAAAAAAGUACUUUUUGCAGUGUUCCCCUUAGGACAGAAGUGGUCAAAAGUGAAGAAAAGAAACAAAUUAAAACACGUCAAAUGUGUCUCUUUCGUCUACUUGUGAUCCAAUCGACCGAAGGGCAUUUUAAUACCAGGUAUAAGGGUGAAGGGUUAGUUUCCAUUCCUGUUCGCAUUUUCAUUCUGAAAAUGAAGUUGUCACCUGCUGAUUAAAAGUAAAGUUAAAGGUUAUGCACUUACACGAACACAAAAAGCAAUCCAACUCUUGGUGAAAGUUCGACCAUAGUUUUAUUUGAUCACAAGAGUAUAAUUUCAGGUUAUUUCAUCACCUUAAUGUAUUUUAACAGUGUUUUAAAAGGUUUGUGAAGGAGUCACAGUACGAUCAUGUCAUGUUUUUUUAGACAUUUCCUCAUGCAAUGUAACUUACCUCAGCAACUUUUCUUCUUUAUCUACUAGCAUUCAUAAUGCUGAUAGUUUCACUGAUGAUAAAAGACAUGUUUACUGUAUUUGUUGUAUCGAGUUUAAUUAAAGACAGUAAAACAUUUCAUCUUCACCAUAAAGUGUUAAAACAGAGAUACUGAAGAAGAAAGAAAGGAACAGUACACUUUUAGAAAAAAAUGGCUGGGGAAGAUACCCUUUGAAAAGGUCAUAAUAUGUACCAUUUAAGUACAGAUAUAUAUCUUUAGGGUACCAAUAUGUACCUUUGAGGUACUAAUAUACACCCUUUAGGUAGAAGUAUGUACUUUUUGAAAUGGUAAGCUUUUAAGAGUGUACAGAAUCUGAAUUAUUUGUAUUUUUUUUUUUUUUUUGUGUGCUUUAGUGUCUGUCCAUUAGUAAGAUGUAAAACAUCUUCAAAAUGCUUUCUUAACCAUUUUAGUUUCAGAUAAUGAGCCUCUUUUGAGUGAUGGCACUGUGAUUUAUCUUCAAAGAGUUUCUUACUUUUAGCUUUAAUUUCUUUUUGUACUAUUUAAGGGGUACGAUUAGACUAGAAACAGCUGGGAUGGGAGUUGGAAACCAUGUAAAUUCUUAAUCAGCUCAAAGCGAUUGCAUUUAACAUUGAGAAAGACUUACAUUUCCCUGCACCAGAAGGCAUCAUAUUCCCAAGUUACUGCUCUGUUGAGGUUUGAAGUAUGUUUUUGGGGUUGUUUGUUUCGUUUCAUUCAGCAAGUUAAUGGUUUGUGGUUUCACACUGCAGUAUCUCUUUUCUCGAAUUUGUUUUCAUUAAAAAGGAAUAGAGAUGGUAAUGUAGUAGAGUGAUUGGGAGGGCUCUCAACAGAGAGACACCAGCAGAUUGCCCUUCAUUAUUCAUUGAUUCAGCAUAUGGCAGAGACACUGACUACCACCAAACCACAUUUGGCUGAAGAUUUACAAUGGAAACAUGUUACAAGCAGCAUUUGAAACUCUGAUGUUGUGCUGUCAAAUGUGACCCAGUCUGUGAAAACCCAGCUAAAGUCAGCUACUGUUUUUGAAAGAAUCAUCCUACAUAAUUUAUUCGGUGAAAAUAUAACCUUCAAGGUCAUGUCAAAGAUUGAUAUCAAUGAAUGAAAUCAAACUUUGAUAACAUCUUAACAUAAUUAGAUUACAAGACUUUAGCCUGGAUUUCACAGACACGGUCACAAGUCUUUAUAUAUGUUUGUUUCAUUUGACCAUAAUAUUGUAAAAAGUCCCUUACGUUUUGUACCUUAGAGGAUGUAUUAGAGCAGUAAAUAUGUUUUGACUGCUUAUCCUUUAUGGCUUUUGGAAAAUGUGUGUUUAGCAUGAGCACAAAUGAAACAGGUUCAGUAAUGUGUGGAAAAGAACGAUCUCUGAAACAUUUCUCCCUAACUCGCUGACCACAUUCUGUUCAAUAACCUUGGAUAUUAAUGUAACAGAUCGAAUUAGCUCUAGUUUAACCUAAAAUGUGCUGUAUAAUUCCUUUUUUAAUACAUUUUCUACACAUUAAUAAAAUAUUCAAAAACAAGUCAAGUGUUUGAUUGUGUAUUCAUUUGGAAGCAUUUUUUAAGCAACUUUUACAUUUUGUGUAGCCAAAACAAUUGUUGUUUAAUUUUUCAUUAUCAUCAG